AUCCUCAGAGUUCGAGAUGUUGCUUACCGCGGUGACGACGUUUGGGCUUCUGGCGCUCAGCGCCAGCUCCUCGAUUGACUCGGAGAGUAGUGAUGACGGAUCGACCAAGAUCAUCCUCGCUGCCCGCAAGGGUCCCAAAGGAUACGCGUCUUCUCUUCGCAGGAGGAAGAUGUCGGAGAUCAAUGUUCCACUUGGUGAUUACUAUCUUGGCACCGAUCUUCAAUGGUUUGGCAACAUCUCAGUUGGAACACCUCCACAGACAGUGGCCGUCAUCUAUGACACAGGGAGCUAUACGCUGGAGAUUGACGGUGUGCAGUGUGGUGCCCCAUGCGGGUCUCAGCCCAAAUUCGAUCCCUCCUUGAGCGCGACGUUCGUGGAUCUCAACGAGAACUCCACUCUCGUAUUCGAAACCGGCAUUGGUGUCGAUCCCCUCGAGUCCGACACCGACUUUGUCAUGUACCUCACUUCCGCCCGCGAUACUGUCACUAUUGGUGACAUAGUGACACAGAACGUAUCACUGUACACGAUCUAUAACCAGACGGCAGCCUUCACGCCGGAUCCCUUCAGCGGCAUCCAAGGCAUGGGUCCCUCUAUUGAUGGCUUCUGGGCUGGGGUGGUAAACAAGGGCCUACCAGCGUUGUUUGGAAUGUAUCUCACCCCGAAAGCUGUAGGCCACGCAGAGUUGACGAUUGCGGGCAUCGACCAGUCCAAAUUUCAAGGCAAAUCGCAUCUUCUAGUGAUAGAGACGAACACUGAUGUGCACAUAGGCGAGCUCACCUAUGCCAAUAUUCCUAGUGGCAUAGAUUUCUUGUGGGAGUUGGCCUCUCCCGUGCUUUACGUCAACGGCGAAACUAGAAGCAUCCUCAGGCAGAACCGCACCAUCUACUUUGACAGUGGGACGCCCAACGUGUACUUCGAUACUAACACAACAGAGGCCAUAUACGCGAUGAUCUCUCCCGAGAUUCAACCGUACGCCCCGGAGCCAGGCGCGUACGGCAUCGCUUGCAGUAAGAUCGACCAGCUGCCUGCGGAGAUCUCUGUCACAUUCACAAGCAUCACGGGCGAGCCGUUUAACCUGACGGUUCCCAGCAGCGAGUUCAACGUCGGUCCCUUCGAAGACGAGCCUACAAUCUGUCAGACAAUGAUCAAUGCGCUUGACGUAUUGGAUCUCCUCGGAGGCAGUUUGCUGAAGCAUUACUAUAGCGUGUGGGACAUUGACAACCAGCGACUGGGAUUCGCUCCGAAUGUGUAUUGAAGCAUCCAAGGGCGCAAGGUGGUGUCUGAAGGUCUCGCACCAGGUUCACCUACCUUUGAUUAUGCUAUUUUGUAUUCGCAGCACUGGUCAAUUGGCUCAUGUUUGCGUCCUUCAUCUCCG
This is a messenger RNA of Postia placenta MAD-698-R-SB12, 1375 nucleotides long. RefSeq lists its product as hypothetical. Gene Ontology annotation, biological process: proteolysis. The record is from RefSeq and is a predicted model, not a curated record. The coding region runs from base 17 to 1255 and encodes 412 amino acids. Gene Ontology annotation, molecular function: aspartic-type endopeptidase activity. NCBI's taxonomy places the organism in Eukaryota, Fungi, Basidiomycota, Agaricomycetes, Polyporales, Adustoporiaceae. The transcript has 8 exons.